Bursaphelenchus okinawaensis is the source of this 2467-nucleotide messenger RNA. The record is from the annotation of a GenBank genome assembly. NCBI's taxonomy places the organism in Eukaryota, Metazoa, Nematoda, Chromadorea, Rhabditida, Aphelenchoididae.
AUGUGGUUUGAAGAUCGUUCAAUAUCUAACAUCAAGAUGUCGUCAAUAGUCGAAGAAUGGCGGGAUCUCUGGUCGUUUAAGGCCGAGUUCAUGUUGGUUGGACUGUCCUACUUUUUCGCUACUACCAACCUUCUUAACUUGCCCCGGUUGAUUCUUGACAAUGGAGGAUGUAUGUUUAUUUUUAGUUGUUUCAAUUUAAAAUGUAAUAGAUAUAUGAGCAUACCAACAUUAUAGCAAUUUAAAAGUUCUCUUCAAUGACUAAUUAACAUUACUUUUAGUGGCCUUCCUUACUGCAUAUGCUACAGCAGUAAUUGUGGUAGUACUACCUAUUCUAGUCCUAGAACUUUCGGUGGGACAACUAACAGGGCGAGGGCCUGUCCAAGCCCUCUACAACAUCUGCCCAGUCUUUAAAGGCGUCGGAGUAUCUCAAAUAAUACUGUCCUUAAUAACUGCAGUAUGCUUUGCUCGGUACUUGGCCUGGCUGUUCCUAUACCUAUUUCACUUAUUCUGGACUGUUCUGGACGAGCGGCCUGGACUGCCUUGGAUCAACUGCCAGAACUUUCCUGAGUUACAGACUUCACCAUGUAUUGAGUCUACAGUAAUUGCCAACGCUACAACUGACUUCGAGCAGACUGUGAGGUUGUCUACACUCCGAGAUUCCUCAGCCUUGGUGCAGUUCAUGUACGCUUUGGAGAAGCCGAGCACCAGCAUAGCUGAAGUCGGGCAGAUCCAGCUUUAUCUUCUCAUAGCCCAAGGUAUCGUGUGGGUGUUGAUAUUUGCGGCUAUCUGUUUCGGAGUCAGAUGGCUCGGGAAAGUGACGGUUUUCACAUUCAUGGCUCCGUUGUGCCUGCUUCUGAUUCUUUUGGCUAGGAUCCUGUUUCUGAACGGCGCCAUUCCCAUGUUUGAGCGACUAUAUUACGUUACGGACUGGAAUCGACUGGCUGAUUACAACGUGUGGAAGCUGGCUGUAGAACAAGCGGUUGUGGCUAGCGGUGUUGGCUUUGGGGUGUUGACUACAGUAGGAUCCUACAACAAGAGGAACAACAACUUGGUCCGGGAUUCUGUGUUCAUUAUCAUCGGUCAUUUCUUUAUCACCGCCGUUCAGGUGGCUACUGUAUUUGGGCUAGUCGGCUACUUGAGCUACAAGACUGGACUGGUGCCAUUGGAGAUUCUUGGAAAUGGUACGUUAUGUUUUUACUUAAAAUUGCGAUUUCUCAUUAAAUUUUUUGCAAUGUGAGUGUUAUGCUUUAUCAUUUAUAGGCCAAGAGCAAAUGUGGCACAUCCUGGUGUACCUGUCGUUUGUACCAAGUACCAAGCUUUUCACUGGGAUUCUUCUGUUCCUCAGCAUUUUUGUAUUACUCAAUAUCUGUGUAAGUUAUUACAUUUGUCAAAGUUAUCAAGAUAUUGAAGAUAUGUAGACAUACUAAUUACUUCAUCUUAUGGUUACUGUUACCUAUAGUCUCAAUGUUUUAGUACUUACUGGCUCUGAACGUGCUGGCUACACUAGAAGAUGCGUUAGGAGAAAAGUGGUCUCGCUGUUUCCCUCGCUUCGUUCUGGCCCUCUUUGUGGUACUGAUUGGUGCCGGACUGGGCGUUUUCUUUACUACUCAGGCUGGGAAGCAUGCCUACGCUUUAACCACUGGCUACCUCAAGUACAUCACACUAUGGAUGAUUCUGGCAGCCGAGUUGUUCGCUGUCGCUUGGUUUUACUGUGCACACUCGCUGGGAAAAGAUAUGAAGACAAUGAUAAAGAGUACAUGUUGCUGGUGUUUGGGGUACUUUAUACUCUUCUUCACCUACCUCAUGCCCGCCGUUCCAAUUGUGAGUUUUUAACUAACUUUAUCAAGGAAAAGCGAGACGUUUAAGAAAUUGUGCAGUUUUUAUUUUAUAAGUUGGUCUACUGUUAUUUAUUAUUGUUCUCUUUCAGGCAAUUGCCGUUCUCAAUGUUAUGCAAUACGACUACAGUAUCUACCCGGAGGCGAUUCGCAACUGGCAAUGGAGUGAAUACGUUGGCUACGCGAUCGCCCUGGUCCCAUUAUUACCCAUUCCAUUCUUUAUCCUAUUCACCAUCUGCUACAACUGCAGCGACCAUUCCGACUUGACCAAGCGUCAGAAGUUCCGACAAUCGUUCCGUUCGCCGUUAGACGUCGAAGGGAUGAAGCAGCGUGAGGAGCUCCUGACCCGCAGCGAGCACACCGACAACAGCAGAUAUCCAACUCAAGGUUAUACGUUACUGCCCCAGACGGCUCCAUUAGCGGAGCCAGAAGCUUAUAAUGACCUGUAUGGUAACAACCCUCAUGUACGUAACAUACCAAUUGUGAGCUGAUUUUAAGUGUUUUCAAUACCUAUAUUACCAAUCUCUUUGAGAGUAUGAUAUAUUGAAUGUUAAUGAAAACACUAAUUAAAAUAAGUUCAAAGACAGACCAAAUACAGGUAAUAAUUUAUGCCGUUUCAGCGCCGAGUAUAA